Molecule: messenger RNA, 4086 nt
Organism: Penicillium cataractarum
Lineage: Eukaryota; Fungi; Ascomycota; Eurotiomycetes; Eurotiales; Aspergillaceae
Product: ankyrin repeat-containing protein
Exons: 8
Coding region: 1-4086 (1361 amino acids)
Source: RefSeq, a predicted model, not a curated record
AUGGCGGCAGGUCAGUCCUCUGUGUUUCAGCAUGUGUUGACUACUUUCAAAGCCAAGGUUGAUCCAAAACUGGCCUCUGAAUUUGAGAUGGCCACCCUUGCGGACCUCAAAUCCGCCUUGUCCUCUAUGGAACGCAAACAUAAAUCUGAAAGAUCAAUUCGAAACAUGGGACGGUUGAGUCGUUUUCUUGAUGCUAUGGAUCAGUAUGGAAAGGUCAUCGAGGUAUUCCUGAAUGUCACGGAUGUUUUGGCAUUUGUCUGGGGGCCUAUGAAGUUUCUAUUGCAAACUGCCAAUACAUUCAGUGAAGCCUUCAGCAAGCUUCUUGAAACUUACCAAGUUAUUGGGGAAAGCCUGCCGUUGCUCGACAAGUGCCAGGGGUUUCUGGAGAAUACACCAUAUGUGCGGCAAGCCCUAGAGUCCAUCUUCAACGACAUUCUUGAAUUUCAUGAAUACGCGCUUGGAUAUUUCAAAAAGCCCAUGUGGCAAAGAGUCUUCCAAGCGAGUUGGGCUACCUACAAAACGCGAUUCCAGCCGAUAGUGGACAAUUUAUACAGGCACAAAGACCUUCUAGAAGGGAGAGUUACGUUCGCUCAGCUCGAAACAAUUAUAUCCCAAGGAGAGAAAACCUUCCAGGAAUUUCAGAGACAACAAAAUGAUGAGGCUAUGGGAAAAUAUCGAGCUAUACAAGCUUGGCUUGGUAACCCGGAUGUCCAGACAGAUCAUGAAAGCAUCGCACGAGUCCGAUGUGACAGUCCGGAAGCAGGUUCUUGGCUUCUCCACCAUCCUCUAUUUCAGCCUUGGCAAGAUGGUACCAGUGACACACUUCUCCUAUGGUUAAAUGGGAUCCCUGGUGCAGGAAAGUCCGUUCUUGCAUCACUGAUCAUUGACAAGUGCCGAGAAAAUACUUUGAAUAUCACCAUCUGGUUUUAUUGCCGACAUGGGGAUAAAGACCGAAGUACAUUCAUUGCACUGGCGCGUGCACUGAUAUCUCAGCUGCUGAAAUAUGAUAUGGAUCUGGUGCCAUACGUCCACGUAAAGAUGUCUUCCAGAAGCGAGCAAACGCUUUCAUCGGAGCCGUUGGCUAAAGAAUUACUUGAGACACUCCUAAAGAAUUGCCAGGGGCUUCACAUUAUUUUGGAUGGCCUUGACGAAUGCGCACAAGGGGAAGGAAAAAAGAUCAUUGGGUGGUUCCGCUCCGUAAUGGAGGCUUCAACUCAGUCAGCAGCCACAUCCAGCAACCGACGGUGUGUGUUUAUCUCACAGCGCGAUGCAACCACGACAAGACACCUUCGUGAUCUUCCAAAAAUUACCAUCACGCCCGCUCAUAAUCAUCAUGAUAUCACAGUUUUCGUGUCAUCCUGGGGGAGAAAGAUUCAAGAAAAGUUCAGUAUCUCAGAUGAUCUAACGAAAGGUAUUACUGAGACAGUCGUUGAAGGAGCAGCAGGAAUGUUUCUUUUCGCCAAACUUGUGAUGACCACAUUGUUUGCUCAAGUUUCGCGGGAAAGGCUGUUUAAUGAAUUGAACGUUAAAGGGCUACCCGUAGGACUUGAUGCAGCAUACUCUCGUGUGUUGGAUAUUAUCCGCGAACAAUCCUCAAAGACUGAAGCGAUUCAGCUAUUGGCAUGGCUGGUGUGCGCUAAACGUCCACUAGAAUGGCGAGAAAUUCAAGCUGCAGUAGCAAUCGACAUCGAAGGCGAGACCGUUGAUUUCUACGGUCGACAGUGGAUGGUCGACGCCAAAGAUCUUUGUGGCUCGCUUGUCGAGUCACGAACUGACGGCUCACUUGAGCUUGUACAUACCACAGCAGAGCUCUAUCUGGUUGAGAGCGGUGUUGUCAAUGUCGGUCAAGAAGAACUCAAGAUAGCAUCCCUUUGUCUGGCCUAUCUAGCUCUUCCUGGCUUCGAAGCAGUCCUGGCUGAUUCUUCAAUCGAAGACUUUCUCAAGCUAGGAUACUAUGCUUUUGUCGACUAUGCUGCGCGUUAUUGGACUUGUCAUCUUCGAGAAGGUCUAGCCCGUGGUGCUCUAGAGCAGCAUCAGGACACGCUAAUCAGUCGUAUUGAAAGGCUCAUUGAUUUGCAUUAUCGACAGUGUGACGAAGACAUCCAAAUUCCAGGAUCGACUCGCAGCUUGCUGAGUCGUCUUCAAGAGUCCGACUUUAGCGCACAAGACGGGUUCGAGAAGUUCCGCAAAGCUUUUGUCGCCACAGAAAGUCAAAUCGAAACUUAUGGUGAAAACGCAACAUCGAACCAGGUGCUUGACCUGUCAGACAUAAUUGCAAAUAUUCGAGCUGUUCUUGAAGACACAGUCUGUCGAAAGUCUUGGGAUGAGGCUGACCGGAAAUUGUUUGCUUUCUACUACGGCGAGGCAAUCUACAAGUGUCCUCGAAUAAGUUGCUCAUAUUUCCACCGCGGCUUUACAUCUGCAAAGGAAAGAGAAGCACAUGUCCGAAAACACACCCUUCCGUAUUCAUGCUCUUACCCCGGUUGUCUGAGAGUAGCCGUCGGCUUCUCCUCACAAAGCGAAUUGCAAAGGCAUAUCUCACAAAUCCAUGAGAUGGCUCAAAGUAAAGGACAAAUAUUUCCAUCAAAGCAGAAACGGCCUCUUCUACAAUGUGGCAUGUGCCAGCAGAGCUUUGAUAAACCAGGGAAACUUCGAAAUCACGGCUGUAGGCAGGAUACUCCAAAAUCUCGCCUUCUUGACCGCAGCAGUGUCCGGCACCCGGAAAUGGAACCUGAGCGCCGAAGGGGGCAGCUACAGGUCCAUAGUAUCCAGAAUCUAAACGGAUACCAGAGGCAGCUCUUUCCCAUUAAGCAAGCAAAUAAAGCCCAGCAGCAAACCGCUCCCAGUGGAGUUCAGGAUAGACUUUAUCAGCAACAUGACCCUGCAGCGCAGCAAGUGCUAGCACCCCAAUCCCAGAAGCUCUUAGGUGUUGAAGACUGGCAAUCGCUCUUUUCUAUGCCUCAGGUACAGGCACACCAAUCCCAGCAGCAAUCCUCUGGUGCUGAACCUCAGGAUCAGCCCUCAGACCAGCAACAGCCCUUCGCUAUGCAGCAAGCGCAAACACAGCUGAGUGACCAAGUGAAUAAUAUCUUCAUAUAUCCCUUGAGUCCUUCAAAUUCUACACCUCUUAUGGCAAUGAAUUAUCCUCUACCCCUACCUCCGGCUUUAGCCAAUUCUCAGUUCGUGGGUGUUCAAACAGCGCAGACUUCAAUGCUACCACGACCAGGCACUCCCUUCCUCGGUCGCACCCAACAAGAGGAGCUACUCAUGAGAUGCAUCUGCCCGGUCAGUGAGGAUGAUGGUCACGCGGUUCAAUGCGAAAGAUGUGAGACGUGGCAACACGCCAUCUGCUAUUACCCGGACAAGCAUGUGCCAAAUGUCCACAACUGCGUCAGCUGCGAGCCUCGCCCGGCGGAUUUCUGGAGCGCUGCUGAGCGUCAACGCCUACGGCAGCUCCGAAAGCAAGAUAGGAAAUAUUUACCGGGAGGAGAAGCGAUCGACCCUUUCUCAUGGGAUGGCGACGGGAAUAGAUUUGGACACCAGCACAGCGAGUUCGAAGCUCCUGCGAUUCAUCCGCAGCAAAGCCUGAACUCGACCGACUCGACAUCAAUGAUGCCAACCGAUGUCAUUGAUGAUCUAUUGCAAGCCGCAAACCAGGUUUACAACCUUAAGACUAUGUCGUCGACGCCACCCGCCAUGCCCACGAAGAACGAAGACUUCUCCCAUCAGAACUCCCCGUUCGUCGAUGAGGGUAAUGAAGUAGUCGAUAGCAGUCUGCCUCUAUCCCAAAGCUCUAACCCAGCUCCCCUAGCCUCACAACCAGCCUCGAUCUUGCGGCAGGCACAUAUUGGCCCCGAGCCAUCAGGCCCUCCUAAUAACACUCAUCCACAGAACCACAUUCUAGAUCCACAAGAACCACCUCCCGAUGACCGAGAAUGGGCUCUUUACCCACUUGUAACUGAAUUAACAACGAAAAUACCUCUUGAACAAGCCAUUUCUCGAGAAUUGCAGAAGCAAGGUCCGUUUACCGGAUGGCAAGCAUACUACGAUAACAAGGAUCGAGCGUCAAACAUUUCUUUUUUGUAA